Molecule: messenger RNA, 297 nt
Organism: Coniophora puteana RWD-64-598 SS2
Lineage: Eukaryota; Fungi; Basidiomycota; Agaricomycetes; Boletales; Coniophoraceae
Exons: 1
Source: RefSeq, a predicted model, not a curated record
AGAAAAAAACGCAAGCGUCAAAGCUCGUUCUCGCUCCCAUCUUCCAGGAACUCGCAGACGCUGGCCACUCUGAAAUAUCUCCUUAGCAACAAAGACGUCAAAUCCGAGCUCGAAAAAGCGCUCUCCGCCUCUUGCGGCUCGAUCGAGCCCUUCCAUUCCUUACUCCAGUCGCUGACCGAAAUUGGGAUCGUGAAGGGCUACAUGCGCGACGCCGCACGAGACCGAAACGAGCGGCACUGCGUGCGGUGCCACGCUUCCUACGUUGAGGCUGAUAACGGCGUCAGGAAAUGCAUCGUC